AUGCAUUCCCACAACGUCACGAUCCUGGCUGAAAAUGCCAACAAAGUCGCCCUAGGCACUCUUUAUCAACAUCAGGUCCCAUCUAAACCCCUCGAUGGCUUGAAUCACCAAGUUCUACAGGACGGGCAUCACUUACUGGGCAAAGAACCAUGGUGGAAGGCUGGUGUCUUCUAUCAGGUUUACCCAGCUUCAUUCAAAGACAGCAACGGUGAUGGUUGGGGAGACAUUCCAGGCUUGAUUUCCAAACUGAAUUACAUAGCAGAUUUGGGCGCCGACUGUGUCUGGCUUUCACCAGUCUUUGACAGUCCACAGGCAGAUAUGGGCUACGACGUCUCGGAUUACCAAGCCAUAUACACGCCAUAUGGCACGGUGGAAGACGUGGACCGGCUGACCGUAGAAUGCCACAAGCGUGGCAUGAAACUCAUACUCGAUCUUGUGGUCAAUCACACGAGCAUGGAGCAUGCAUGGUUCAAAGAGUCCAGGUCUAGUAAAGACAACCCCAAAAGAAACUGGUAUAUCUGGAAGCCGGCACGCUACAACAGCAAAGGCGAACGCAUACCACCGACUAACUGGCGUGGGUAUUUCGCGUGUCCAACUUGGACUUGGGAUGAGCAUACGCAGGAAUACUAUCUACAUCUCUAUGCGCCCGAUCAGCCGGAUCUGAAUUGGGAAAAUCCAGAGUGUCGAGAGGCCAUCUACAAGGAGACCAUGCGUUUCUGGCUGGAUCGUGGCGUCGAUGGCUUCCGUAUCGACACUGUAAACAAAUACUCGAAGCGCACUGACUACGAGGACGUACCCGUCACGGAUCCAAGAUGGGAAUCUCAACCAGCCCCAGAGAUGUGGUGCAACGGGCCCCGGAUCCACGAAUUCAUCCACGAGAUGAACGAGAAAGCACUGGCACCCUACAACGCCGUAAGCGUGGGUGAACUGUCCAACAUGGCCGGCGCGCUGGAUGUCCUACCCUACGUCAGCGCUGCAAGAAAGGAGCUCGACAUGGUCUUCGAGUUCAGCAUGAUCCGCCUCGGCACCGGCGGCGGCUUCGGACCAAAGUACAUCUACCAGCCCUAUACGCUGCCGACGCUGAAGGAACACGUCGCGCGGUUCCAGACGUUCAUCGAGGGGACGGACGGCUGGACGACGGUCUUUUGCGAGAACCACGACAACGGGCGCGCGGUGUCGCGCUUCGGCGACGCCAGCUCGCCCGGCCUGUGGAGGGCGAGCGCGAGGACGCUGGCCAUGUGGCAGGCCACGCUGACGGGGACGCUGUUCCUCUACCAGGGUCAGGAGAUAGGCAUGGUGAACAUGCCCGCGAGCUGGGGCGUCGAGGACUACAAGGAUGUUGAGAGCCGGAAUUUCUACGCCGAUGCGGUGGCGAGUGGCGAUCAGGCGUUGGUGGAAAAGACUAUGCAUGGCCUCAGGAUCUUGGCAAGGGACCAUUCGAGGAUACCAUUUCAGUGGGAUGGGAACGCGAAAAAUGCCGGGUUCAGCGACGGCGAUGAGACUUGGAUGAGAGUACAUGAUGGAUAUCGGGAUAUUAACGUCAAGAAGCAGACAGGUGACCCGAGUAGUCCGUUGGAGUUUUGGAGAAGGAUGUUGAAGAUCAGGAAGAGAUUUGCAGGCAUCUUUGUUCAUGGAGCGUUUAGAAGCUUGCAACAGGAACACCUGGAGAAAUAUGUCUACGUGAAGGAAAGUAAGGAGGAUGUGCCAGGCUGCCCAGGCGUCAAAAAGAAGGCAUUGGUAGUUAUGAAUUGGUCCAAAGAAGCGCAAGAUGUUGGUUGCGUCCAUCAAAUGUUGGGGUGUGCAGAGAAGGAGGCCUGGCUAUUGGUCAGCACUAUCGAUGAUAUCAAAACGUACCCAUCUGAGGCAAACGUAUUGCAGCCGUGGGACGGGAGGAUAUAUCUUAAUUUUCAGGUAUAG
This is a messenger RNA of Truncatella angustata, 1917 nucleotides long. Its product is annotated as alpha amylase. The coding region runs from base 1 to 1917 and encodes 638 amino acids. NCBI's taxonomy places the organism in Eukaryota, Fungi, Ascomycota, Sordariomycetes, Amphisphaeriales, Sporocadaceae. The transcript has a single exon. The record is from RefSeq and is a predicted model, not a curated record. Gene Ontology annotation, molecular function: alpha-amylase activity. Gene Ontology annotation, biological process: oligosaccharide catabolic process.